Molecule: messenger RNA, 766 nt
Organism: Quercus robur (English oak)
Lineage: Eukaryota; Viridiplantae; Streptophyta; Magnoliopsida; Fagales; Fagaceae
Product: ubiquitin-conjugating enzyme E2-17 kDa-like
Exons: 5
Coding region: 171-617 (148 amino acids)
Biological process (GO): protein polyubiquitination
Cellular component (GO): nucleus
Molecular function (GO): ubiquitin conjugating enzyme activity
Source: RefSeq, a predicted model, not a curated record
UAUCAAGCCGACCUCUAAUACUACUAGUACUACUAGGAAUUUAUAAAGUCUAUAAAAAGCACGUUGGUCCAAACCCUAGAACUCCAUAACUUUGAGCUUUGUACCAGAUCUUCCUUGGCACAAACUCUCACACUCAUUCAGUUCAAGGCUUCAAGUCCCAAUAUUCUGUGAUGGCUACAAAACGUAUUCUUAAGGAAUUAAAGGAUUUGAAGAGGGAUCCUCCAGUUUCUUGCAGUGCUGGUCCCAUUGGAGAAGACAUGUUUCAUUGGCAAGCAACAAUAAUUGGUCCACAAGACAGUCCUUAUGAUGGGGGUGUGUUUUUGGUUAACAUACACUUCCCACCAGAUUACCCAUUUAAGCCACCAAAGGUUUCAUUUACAACAAAAGUUUUCCACCCUAACAUCAACAACAAUGGAAGCAUUUGCCUUGACAUUCUUAAAGAACAAUGGAGCCCUGCCCUUACAAUAUCUAAGGUGCUGUUGUCGAUAUGCUCACUACUGACAGAUCCAAACCCGGAUGAUCCUCUUGUCCCCGAGAUUGCUCAUAUGUACAAGACCGACAAAGCCAAGUAUGAGACUACUGCUCGAGCUUGGACUGAGAAAUAUGCGAGCUCUUGAUUUGAUUUCAGUUUAGGGAACCUAUAGCUUGAGUGAAGUGAAUUUAAGAUGGGUUCUCUAGUAAUUUUUUAUAAAUACAAGUGGAUUGGGUUUUGUACGUACAUUUUGAAUGCUAUUUAGGUUUAUAGAUAUUCAUCAUUUCUCUUUUA